Pseudoliparis swirei is the source of this 1131-nucleotide messenger RNA. Its product is annotated as zinc finger protein 316-like. The transcript is spliced from 2 exons. NCBI's taxonomy places the organism in Eukaryota, Metazoa, Chordata, Actinopteri, Perciformes, Liparidae. Gene Ontology annotation, molecular function: RNA polymerase II cis-regulatory region sequence-specific DNA binding; DNA-binding transcription factor activity. The coding region runs from base 70 to 1131 and encodes 353 amino acids. Gene Ontology annotation, biological process: regulation of transcription by RNA polymerase II. The record is from RefSeq and is a predicted model, not a curated record.
UUGUGUUCGCGGAAGCUUCCUUCUUCUUCUAAACACAAACACUUCGAAAGCUCUUUCUCUCGACCGGACAUGUCGGCCCAGCGCGCGCGGUCCCCCGCGGGGGAGAUGGAGACCCUGAGCAGCGAGAUGGAGACCCUGAGGGGGGUCCUGCACCAGCGGCUGGCGGCGGCGGUGGACGACAUCCUCGGGGAGUUCGGGAGGACCGUGGCCCGGUACCGGGACCAGAUCGACCUGCAGCGGCGACAGCUGGACGGCCUGAAGGCGGAGGAGCGCGCGAGGAGCCGCAGCGCGGAGCGUCUGCAGGACUGGGAGAUCAAGUCAGAACCCAACGGCGCCGCAGACCCGGCCGAGUCCUCCGACAGCGGAGACGACUGGAGAGCGACCGGACCUCUGGAGCCCGAGGGGGCGGGAGGAGGAGCCCGCCGGGCCGGGCCCCCGGGGCCAUUCGGCUGCAGGGUUUGCGGCGAGUCGUUCCCGUCGAGGCGCUUCCUGCUGGCGCACGCCGCCGCGCCCCCGAGAGCCUGCGGCCUGUGGGGCAAACAGCCGGAGAACCCGAGGCGUCGCCUCAGGGGCCACGAGGAGGCGCCGUUCCGCUGCGGCGUCUGCGGGCGGAGCUUCACCCUGCGGGGGAACCUGAGGACGCACAUGAGGAUCCACUCCGGCGAGCGGCCGCACGGCUGCACCGUCUGCGGAAAGAGCUUCGGCCGGCGAGCCACGCUGGUGAGGCACGUCCGCAGCCACACGGGCGAGAAGCCGUUCGCCUGCGCGCACUGCGGCCGCGGCUUCGUGGAGAAGGGCAACCUGACGGUGCACCUGAGGACGCACGCCGGCACACUGGGGCCGCACGCCACCGGUAUCCAGGGGCCGCACGCCGGCACACUGGGGCCGCACGCCGCCGGUAUCCAGGGGCCGCACGCCGGCACACUGGAGCCGCACGCCAGUAUCCAGGGCACACUGGAGCCGCACGCCGGUAUCCAGGGGCCGCACGCCGGCACACUGGAGCCGCACGCCAGUAUCCAGGGGCCGCACGCCGGCACACUGGAGCCGCACGCCAGUAUCCAGGGGCCGCACGCCGGCGGCCAGGGGACGCACAUUGACUUGUAUCAUGACUAUCAUGCGGUUGACGGUUGA